This is a messenger RNA of Apis florea (little honeybee), 908 nucleotides long. RefSeq names its product single stranded-binding protein c31A (gene Ssb-c31a). Gene Ontology annotation, molecular function: transcription coactivator activity; DNA binding. NCBI's taxonomy places the organism in Eukaryota, Metazoa, Arthropoda, Insecta, Hymenoptera, Apidae. Gene Ontology annotation, biological process: positive regulation of transcription initiation by RNA polymerase II. The record is from RefSeq and is a predicted model, not a curated record.
AGUAAAUGUGUACCUAACGUACUUCCAAGUAUAAUUCUGUAAAAUAUACCUCCUAUUGUUAAAUCAUUUUAAAUUUCUAUGAUAAAUUUAAUAGAAUUAUAUCCUUAUUGAGUUCCUAUUUUUUCUUCAUCAUUAAAUCGAUCUUUAUUCAUCAUAUAAUAAGUAAGAUAUUAAUAUCAUAUAAAUAUGUUAUAUUUAUUAAGAAGCUAUAACAAAUAAAAUCGUUCAAUUUUAACAAUUAUUAUAUUUUUUUUUACAGAAUAAUUAUUUAUUACAGAUUAAUUCUUUAAGUAUAAACGAUAAUUAAUGUUAUAUAGAAUUUAAUAAAAUUAUUUUAAAUAAUUCAUUUUCAUACAUUUUCAGAAAAUGCCGAAAUCAAAGGAAUAUGUGUCUACGGAUGAUGACAGUAGUGAUGAGGGAAUGAAACCAAGGAAAAAGCAAAAAAGAGAAAUAGAGGAGAAAGAAGAAAAAGUAUCAAAAAAAUUAAAAAAUGAAUCUAAUAAAGAUGAAUCUAAUAAAGACACUGUCUGGGAUUUAGGAAAUAAUCGUCAAAUUAGUGUAAGAGACUUUAAAGGAAAAUUAUAUGUCGACAUCAGAGAAAUGUACUAUGAUAAAGAAGCAAAUUUAAAACCUGGAAAAAAAGGUAUUUGCUUAAAUGUAACGCAAUGGAAAAAAUUAUUAUCUGUUAUGGAUGAUGUGGAUAAAGCUGUAAAAUCUAAAUCUUGAAUAUUUAUUUUCUUAUAUUUAGUAAAUAUUUCAAUGAUUUGGGAUUAUGUUUAAUACAUAUCUUUCUUGUUAUUCAUAAACAGAAUACACAUUGGUUUUAUAUAUGUUCUUAACUUACAGUUAUGUACUGUUUGUGUUAUAUUAAAUAAUAUUUUCAAUAAAAAAAGUGUUUUUAUCCUAUA